Messenger RNA from Colletotrichum karsti, 1119 nucleotides. RefSeq lists its product as uncharacterized. The coding region runs from base 1 to 1119 and encodes 372 amino acids. Gene Ontology annotation, molecular function: dioxygenase activity. The record is from RefSeq and is a predicted model, not a curated record. The transcript has a single exon. Lineage: Eukaryota; Fungi; Ascomycota; Sordariomycetes; Glomerellales; Glomerellaceae.
AUGCCAACCACGCAAGACCUCCCGAUGGACCUCCCCAUAAUCGACCUCGACAUCUUCCUCACCCAACCCCCCACCUCCCCCGCCGUCGCCGCCGAGUGCGCCAAGGCCGCCGACGCCCUCAUCACCUACGGCGCCCUCGUCCUCCACGACUCCCGCGUCUCCGAGUCCGACAACACCGCCUUCCUCGACCUCCUCGAGGACUACUUCGCCCAGCCCGAGCACCUCCUCCGCCGGGACGAGCGCCCCGAGCUCAGCUACCAGAUCGGCGUCACCCUCGAGAACACCGAGAAGCCAAAGUGCGCCGUCGACGAGCCCUGUCUGCGGGUCAUCGAGCGCCUCGCCCCCUCCGAGCGGCCCCUCGACAUCGGCGCCCACGAGCCCGACCCGAAGUGCCGCUUCUUCUGGAGCAUGGCCGAGAAGACGCCCUACGAGACGCGCUUCCCGGGGCUGAACGCGCCGAACGUCGUCCCCGAGGCGGCGCACAUCCGCGAGCGCUGGCCGGGGGCCAUGAACAAGUGGGGCUCCUCCAUGAAGCAGGCCGUCGAGGGCCUGGCCGAGAUGGCGGCGCUGGGGCUCGGGCUGCCGUCGGACACCUUCACCGCGGCGGGGAAGUACGGCCCGCACCUGCUCGCGCCGACGGCGUCGGACCUGGUCAAGUACGGCGCGCGGGACACGAUCCUUGCGGGCUUCCACACGGACCUGAACUUCCUCACCAUCCACGGCCGCUCGCGGUACCCGGGGCUGCACAUCUGGGCGCGGAACACGGGGAAGAAAAUCGCCGUCAAGAUCCCCGAGGGGAACUACCUGCUGGUGCAGGCGGGCAAGCAGAUGGAGCACUUCACGGGCGGCUUGGUCAAGGCGGGGUACCACGAGGUGGUGGUGAACGAGAAGACGCUGGCGGUGAUGGAGCGGCGCAGGGCGGAGUGUCCGGAGCGCCCGCUGGUGCGGAUCUCGUCGACGUGUUUCUGGCACCUGUCGUCCGACUUCGACCUCACGCCGAUCCCGCAGCUGGCGGAGCGGGCGAGGGAGGUGAGGGCGGCGCAGUUUAACCUGGGCAGGGACGAGGGCGAGGAGGUCAAGUAUGUGCCGAUGAAGGUCGGAGAGCAAGUACAAGAGUAA